Molecule: messenger RNA, 2153 nt
Organism: Argentina anserina (silverweed cinquefoil)
Lineage: Eukaryota; Viridiplantae; Streptophyta; Magnoliopsida; Rosales; Rosaceae
Product: pre-mRNA-processing factor 19-like
Exons: 17
Coding region: 119-1714 (531 amino acids)
Biological process (GO): mRNA splicing, via spliceosome; DNA repair; protein ubiquitination
Cellular component (GO): Prp19 complex; cytoplasm; U2-type catalytic step 1 spliceosome
Molecular function (GO): ubiquitin protein ligase activity; protein binding
Source: RefSeq, a predicted model, not a curated record
CUCACAAAUCCAAAGAAGCCAAAUUCACAGUCGAAGCUCCCAGAGACUUCACCGCCACUCCCUAGCACGGCGAGCCUCCGUCGCAAAACCCUAGCUCUCCCUCUCUCUCUCCGCCGAAAUGAACUGCUCAAUCUCCGGUGAGGUGCCGGAAGAGCCCGUCGUCUCUAGGAAGUCUGGUCUGCUCUUCGAGAAGCGGUUAAUAGAGCGCCACAUCUCGGAAUAUGGAAAAUGCCCAAUCACCGGCGAAGCUCUCACCGCUGAUGAUAUCGUUCCGGUUAAAACCGGCAAGAUAGUGAGGCCCAGACCUGUACAAGCUGCGAGUAUCCCUGGCAUGCUCGGAAUGUUUCAGAACGAAUGGGACAGUUUGAUGCUAUCCAAUUUUGCGAUGGAGAAACAACUACAUACAGCAAGGCAAGAGUUAAGUCACGCUUUGUAUCAGCAUGAUGCUGCUUGUCGUGUUAUUGCAAGACUCAAGAAGGAGAGGGACGAAGCAAGAUCGUUACUUGCUCAGGCAGACAGACAAAUUCCUAUGGCAGACAGACAAAUUCCUAUGUCAACCCCAGCCACUGCUGUUGCAGGGAAUGCUCCUGUCCAUAGCAAUGGAACACAAGUUGCUGAUGACCAGAUUGGACAUGGUGUGAUGAAUAUGCGCCCUGGGAUAUCCCCCACUAUCCUAGCUGAGCUGACAGACUGUAAUACAGCACUAUCACAGCAGCGAAAGAAGCGACAAAUAUCUUCCACAUUGGCUCCCAUUGAUGCUUUGGAGAGGUAUACUCAGAUAUCCAGUCAUCCUCUUCAUAAAACAAGCAAGCCAGGAAUUUUGUCGAUCGAUAUUCAUCAUGAAAAGGACAUCAUUGCAACUGGAGGAGUUGAUACAAAUGCUGUAAUCUUUGAUCAAUCAUCUGGCCAAAUCUCAUCUACUCUUAGUGGUCAUUCAAAGAAGGUUAACAGCGUCAAAUUUGUAGGCCGUGAUAAUCUGGUCAUAACUGGGUCGGCAGACAAGACAGUUCGCAUAUGGCAAGGCUCCGAUGAUGGGAAUUACAACUGUAACCACACGUUGAGGGAUCAUGCAGCUGAGGUGCAAGCUGUUACUGUUCAUGCCACAAAUAACUACUUCGUAACUGCAUCUCUUGAUAGUACAUGGUGCUUUUACGAUAUCACCUCCGGGCUAUGUCUAACACAGGUUCAGGAUACUUCAGAAUCUCAAGGUUACACAUCUGUGGCCUUUCAUCCUGAUGGUCUCAUCCUCGGAGCAGGUACCUCAGAGGCUGUUGUCAAAAUCUGGGAUGUGAAAAGUCAGACACGGGUUGCUAAAUUCGAUGGACAUAUUGGGGCAGUAAAUUCCAUCUCCUUCUCUGAAAAUGGUUACUUUCUUGCGACUGCCGCUAGUGAUGGUGUUAAACUUUGGGAUCUUCGCAAAUUGAGGAACUUCAGGACAUUUACUCCAUAUGGUCCUGAGACGCCAACAAACUCUGUUGAAUUUGACUUCAGUGGGAGUUACCUUGCUGCUGCAGGCUCUGAUAUAAGAGUCUUCCAAGCUACUAGUGUCAAACAAGAAUGGAACACUAUAAAAACUUUCCCUGAUAUGUCUGGCACAGGUAAAGCAACUAGUGUAAAGUUUGGCCCAGAUGCCAAAUAUAUUGCAGUAGGAUCAAUGGACCGAAAUCUACGGAUUUUUGGCUUGCCUGGCAGUGAUGUUGAGAUGGAGUCCUGAAGGGAAGCAGAGUAUUUUGACGUCUGUUUAUUAGCUCUGUGGGCGUGGAGAGGUGGUUCUGAAGCAAAUUGUACCUAUGGGCAUUCUGCCUUGUAUUCCUUGUGUAGUAGUGUCAACUGAGUUUUAGACAUUGUUUAGGGAGAAAAAAAGAGAAGGAAAAACAGAAUGAGAUUAAAGAUUAUUAGUCGGGGAAUGCUCGAGAGAUUUUCUAUUAUCUUGGCAUCUUGUACUCUAUCAUUGCUGAUGUUGUAGUUCUGUACCAAAAUUUCCAUAUGUUCUUAAUGAGACUAGUCUUCUGGGAGAUUCGCUCGAAUUUCAUGUUUCGAGCCUCGAAAGCUAUAACAUGAAGAGUUGUUUCUCCUAAGCACUCUUUAAAUUGUAGAUUCUUUAUGGGGGUUUGAUAAUUAAGGGCAUUUAAAGACCCAAAAUGUUAAUUUGA